This is a messenger RNA of Penicillium macrosclerotiorum, 1146 nucleotides long. RefSeq lists its product as uncharacterized. The coding region runs from base 1 to 1146 and encodes 381 amino acids. The transcript has a single exon. The record is from RefSeq and is a predicted model, not a curated record. Gene Ontology annotation, molecular function: pyridoxal phosphate binding; transaminase activity. Lineage: Eukaryota; Fungi; Ascomycota; Eurotiomycetes; Eurotiales; Aspergillaceae.
AUGACUGCCGGGGUUUGUGGCCACUCGAAUCCAAUCAUUCAAGAGGCUAUCAUUUCCACGGUCUCCCAGACAGGUCUCAAUCUCGGUGCAACAACUGUGACUGAAGCUCAAUUUGCGAAGAAAGUUCGCGACAGAUUUCCGUCAAUGGAGAGUCUCCGUUUCUGUAAUUCGGGCACCGAAGCUAAUCUGUAUGCGCUCAGUAUUGUGCGUCGUGUGACCGGGUUAUCCAAGAUUAUUGUGUUCAGCGGCGCAUAUCAUGGCGGCGUCCUGACAUUCGUUCAUGGAGUAGCUAAAAAUAACGUCAACCAAGAUGAUUGGAUCAUAGGGAAAUACAACGAUGUUGAAAGUGUGCGAGAAUUAAUAGCGAGGAAUAAGGGGAAAGCCGCCGCGGUGCUCGUGGAAGGCAUGCAAGGUGCAGGAGGCUGUAUACCUGGAACUUCUGCGUUUCUACAUGCCAUCCAGAUUGCAUCCAGAGAAAAUGGCAUGUUAUUCAUCUUGGAUGAAGUCAUGACCUCUCGACUGGCCCCAGGCGGCAUUCAAUCCAGGUUGCUCAGCCCCUACGACGGGACGCCCCUCAAGCCUGACUUGACAACCUUGGGCAAAUACUUAGCAGGCGGGAUGACGAUCGGAGCUUUUGGUGGGCGCAAAGACUUCUUGGCGGUCUAUGAUCCUCGACCGGCUCCCGAGUCGCAAACAUCAGCGCAUCAUGUCCCGCCAAUCAGUCACUCUGGCACGUUCAACAACAACACUUUAGCCAUGAAUGUCGGUCUGGCUGCUAUAACUUCAGUCUAUACACCAGAUGUUUGCACGCAACUCAACACAUUAGGCGACUGGCUCCGGCAGAGUCUCUUUGAUAUAUUUCGAGGCACUCGAAUGGCAAUCACCGGGGUCGGAGCAGUGUGUAACAUUCAUCUUACUGCUCAUCCAGACCAGGAGAUUCUAUGUGUUGAAGAUUUGGAAACCGAAACGUCCGAAACCGACACAGUACUGAGAGAUAUUUUCUGGUUCUAUGCAAUCCAGAGGGGAUUUUGGCUGGCUCGGCGUGGUAUGUUAGCAUUGAUUGUAGGGACUACAAAGGCCGAGCUUCAGGGAUUCCUAGACAUGGCAGAUAGCUUUGUACGAAAAUUUCAGGACUUCCUCGUGUAA